AUGGAAUCUAGUGGAACUACACAAAUUAAGAAAGCCAUACAGCACAUAUCAGAGACAGUGUUUGUGGGACUGUGUCGUAAAGUGGGGACCUCACAGGUGGUGGCCAUAAAGAGAGAUGUGGUUGACAUUUGGCAGAAAGUGAAAAUUCAGGUGAAAAGUUAUGACUACAUUGUGAUGUUAAGUGGAAGUUACAGAGAAGGAUUCAGACUGAAAGAAUCAGAUAUAGACUAUAUGUGUUGGCCAAAUAAUCACCGUGUGAUCUGGGACUUAUCUCAGUCUCAGUAUUACAACACACAGACACAAACACUGAUCCUUUGUGACUGUUCUGAUAGUCCACCAGGAUUUACUUUGGUAUAUUUACUGUCACGAAGCAUGGACAGGGGAAUCCUGGAGGCGUGCAUUAGAGUGAAGAACAGUUAUUAUAUAUCUAGUUCUAAAUACAGACAGAAGAUAUGUUCCUUAUCAUCAGGUAAAGAGACUGAACAUGGGCCCUGUGUCAGUGGAACAAUUGAAACAAUGGAAUAUGAUGAAGCCCACUGUCUUGCUUGUGACUUUUGGCCUCCAUCUGCCUCCUCAUGGAUAGAAAGAUGUCACUCAUGGCCCCAGCCUCAUAUUGUUGAUGAUAUAGUAAACAAUGGUUGCCACUUUGUAGCAAUUGGACAUAAACUAUGA
Saccostrea cuccullata (small rock oyster) is the source of this 672-nucleotide messenger RNA. RefSeq lists its product as uncharacterized. The coding region runs from base 1 to 672 and encodes 223 amino acids. The record is from RefSeq and is a predicted model, not a curated record. The transcript has 2 exons. Lineage: Eukaryota; Metazoa; Mollusca; Bivalvia; Ostreida; Ostreidae.